UCCCUAUCCUUGACAUCCAAGUUAAUCUAUUAUCACAGAGAAAUAAGUGGCACGCUCUACGCAGUAGAACAUCCAAGAAAUAAAAAGGGUGAUGGUGGAAGAUGUGCCCGAUGGUAUGACAAAAAUUGCUCGUUUCAGAAUCGUGGUUUUCUUCCAAAUCUUGGGGUCACGAGUAUUCAAAGAUGA
Messenger RNA from Acaulospora morrowiae, 186 nucleotides. The record is from the annotation of a GenBank genome assembly. Lineage: Eukaryota; Fungi; Glomeromycota; Glomeromycetes; Diversisporales; Acaulosporaceae.